AUGGCCUGUUGUCACAACGUCAUGCUGCUGCUCGAUACCGCGGGCGGCGCCGCUGGCCAGACCCCGGUCCGGCGGGCCGCCCUGCGCCUCCUCAUCUACCUCAGUUGCCGAUUCGGCCUGGCCAGGGUCCGCUGGGCCUUCCGGUUCUUCGACUCUCAGGGGGCGCGGAGCCGGCCCUCCCGCGUGUCUGACUUCCGCGAGCUGGGGGCCCGCUCCUGGGAGGACUUCGAGGAGGAGCUGGAGGCCAGGCUCGGGGAGGGCGCUCCCGGCGCCCACCUCCCCGGCCCGGCGCCCAGGGCCACGCACACGCACAGCGCCCUGAUGGAGACGCUGCUGGACUACCAGUGGGACCGGCCCGAGAUCACGUCGCCCGCCAAGCCGGCGCUGCGCAGCAGCAGGCGGCGGCUGCUGGACGCGGAGAGCGAGGCCCGGGAGGCCGAGGCCGCGGCCGCGCGCGGGGGCCUCGCGAACGCCGUCUUCCUGCUCGCGCCCUGCCCGCACUCGCAGAGGGAGCUGCUGCGGUUCGUGGCCGGCUGCGAGGCCCCGGCGCGGAGCCCGCCGCCCGCGCCGAAGCAGGUGCAGGAGCAGCUGCUCCCCAGGAGGGUCCGGGAAGUCAUGGCCACGCGGAAAAUAACCUUGUACUGGGUGGACACCACGGAGGAGGCGCAGUUGUGGGCGUCCCCAGACCACCUUGGGUACUGGACAGUAUGUGAACUGCUUCACCACAUGGGAGGCACUGUCUUGCCAUUGGAGACUCUGAGCCAGGAUUUUAUGAAAGUGGGAGAGACCCUGCUGUCACGUGAGCCUCACCUCUCUGCAUGGAUUUCAGCUCUGCCAACUGAGUCCACUUUAAACUGUUUGUUCUAUAAUUCUCCUGAGUAUGAAGCCUUAUUUCCACGGAUGGAAGGAACGUUAUUUCUCCCUGUUGAAGGCAAAGAGAGUCAAGAAACAUGGACAGUCAUCCUAGAGCCCUUGACCAUGCAUCAGAGACAUUUUCAGAAACCAGUCAGAAUUUUUCUAGAAGGCACAGCCACCCAGUGGUCUCUCCCCAUGAGCGGCAUCUUGGGCACUGAUAGCUGGAUGCUGCAAAGUCCAGAGGAGAAUAAAUCAACUCACAGGGUGUUAUUUCAGCAGUUGGUAAACCGGCUGACUGCUGAAGAGUUACAUCUGGUUGCCAGUGUGGAUCCUGGUGACGGCUGGCCCCCCAUCACUGGAGUCAUCUCUCCUCUCUCUACCAACACUACAAUUCUCACUGUGUUCCGCAAAAAGGAGGCUGAAAUUCAUAGACAUUUUCUCCAAACAGUUGUGGUAGAGAAGCCCCAGUGCACAGCUUCCCUGUGCUCGGAUGUGGUGGAUGCUGUACUGAAUCAGACUCACAGUCUACUGGAAGACCCUGCUGCCUCCGCUCCUCCCAGUCCAGAGUGGGCCCAGCAGGAGCUCGGCUGCACCUCGCCCUGGAGAGCUGCUGUUGCUGAGGGCUGGUUUCCCUGCUCCAACCUCAGUGGCACCAGUUCAAAUUUGAUGGAAUAUUUCCGGUUACUGCAAGCUGCUUCACCUAAUAAGGAGGAGUCUUCCAAGACUGAAAGCAAAGUAACAUGUCGUCUGUCUGAGCUCUACCUGAGAAAGUCUCGUGAAGAAUCCGCUGUGUCUAACCAGGCAGACAGCAAAAAGAAACGAGGUGUCCCUCGUACUCCAGUGAGGCAGAAGAUGAACGCCAUGUGCCGCUCCUUAAAGAUGUUGAACGUGGCGAUGCUGAAUGUCAAGGCUCAGAAGUUGCAUCCGGAUGGCAGUCCAGAGACUGCUGGGGAGAAGGGGACCCAACAGACAGCUGGUGGAAAAACAGCGGGUCGAUUGGAAAACCGAAGAAGAACCCGCAGUUCUAAACCUAAAGAUUUUAAAACUGAGGAGGAGCUACAAUCUUACAUACAUGAAAAUUAUCAAAAGACUGUGGCCACAGGAGAAAUCGUGUUACAUUCAAGUGCUCAGAACAUGAUCUCAACCAUUAAAGCAUUCCUUAAGUCCAAAGGCUCCCAGGACUUAGAGAUGAACUGCCUGCAUCAAGUAAAAAAUAACCUCUUAAAAACCAGCAAAAUUCUUAGACAGAACAUAGGAAUAAACCCAGAUAAAGAACCCAAAGUCAGAGAGUGCCAGCUUCAGGUGUUUCUCCGUUUGGAGCUGUGUCUGCAGUGCCCGUCGAUGCAGGAAAGUGUAGAUGACACGGAGCAGGUAGUGGAGGAGGUGGUGGAUUUGCUGCGCACGGUGUGUUUAACUGAGGAUUCGGCCUACCUGGCAGCAUUUCUGGAGGAAAUUCUGGGAUUGUAUAUUGACUCCAUCCCAAAGACACUUGGACACCUGUACGACAGCCUAGGCUUUGUGAUCCCUCAGAAGCUGGCAAGUGUCCUUCCGACAGACUUUUUCAGUGAUGACUCGGUGACACAGGAGAGCAAGUCCCCUCUUCUUUCUGUGCCUCUUAUGUCAAGUGCUCGUAGGUCAGUGUCAGGUGGCACUGAGUCCGACCAGCUGGAGGAACUUCGUACCCGAUCAGCUAAGAAGAGAAGGAAAAAUGCAUUAAUAAGACACAAAAGCAUUACGGAAGUCUCACAGAAUCUUCGACAAAUUGAAAUUCCCAAAGUGUCCAAGAGAGCUCCGAAAAACGAGCACGCUUGCGCCGCCCUGCAGCAGCCUUCACUCCCGGUGAACGAUACAGUGCAAGAGGUGACCAAAGUUCGAAGAAAUCUCUUCAACCAGGAAAUUUCUCCUUCGAAGAGGUCUGUGAAGCGGGGGCUGCCUAGAAGCCACUCCGUGUCAGCCGUGGAGGGUCUGGAGUAUAAAUGCGACAAUGUCAGUUCAACCAAAGGUCGUCACAGACUGCUGACCAGGAGAGUGGCGGAGACCCCAGAGCACAAGCAGAUCCCCAGACGGCUGCUGCACAGGCAGAUCAAGGGCAGAUCCUCUGAUCCUGGCCCCGAUAUCGAUGUUGUUGAUGAGUCCCCGGAAAAAGGUAUCACCGACAUUGAAAUAAAUUUGAGAAGAAGUCCUCGAAUCAAGCAGUUGUCACUUGGCAGGACAAAUUCUGGUCCUUUCUAUUCUGCAUCUCAGCCAAAGUCUCGAAGUGUGCAAAGAGUUCACUCAUUUCAGCAAAACCAGUCAGACCAAAGAGGAAAUUCUCCCACCCAAAAGAUUCGGUCUCCCAAGACGCUCCUUUUCGGGGCCAUGUCUGAGACGGUCAGUCCAGCUCGACAUCAGGGGUCUUCAGGAAGCACCCUGGAUUCUCAGCCUCCUACAGCUUAUCAGACUCCUAUGAAGAGUUCCUGGAAGUCUCCUGUCUCUUCUAAAGCUACACCCAGAAGGCUCCCUCGUACGCCACAGACUCCGCUGUGCACCCCCGAGAGGCUGCGAACCCCCCCUGCCGCCCAGACACCUGCCCACCAGCCUUGCGAAGGGCACGGCGGCCCUGGGCCUGGCUCCAGGAGUGACUGGCACACGGCCUCCCCUGUGCUGGGUGCAGCUGAGGACAGGACCAGCCCCGUUCCUCCCGUGGGAGAAGGCGAGGGAUUCCGGACGGUGGACACUGAGAAGCCUUCCCUGUCUUACCCUGGGAUCCCGCCGUCUCCUCCGUCCUCUGGGCUCAGCUCUCCCCGGACACCUUCCGACUCCCCGGGCUGUGCGGCCCUCGGAAGGCAGCCCCAGGCUGCCGCCCAGCUCGAGCACCUGUCAGCUGAGCGUCCAGCGGCCCCUGCGCCCCCACAGGCCUACGAGGUGGAGCUGGAGCUGCAGGAUGGCGGCUUGCCUAAGCUGCGAAUCAGAAAGGUGGACGCCAGCCCUUGGUCAGAAGCUGAGCCCCUGAGGAGGGAGCAGGGUGUCUCCCCUGGGCUGGGCGUGCCCAGGGGCAGCAAGUCCUCAGGCAGGCCCGACACCUCCUAUAUGUCACCGCCCUGCCUUCGCCCUGCGCACAGCAGCCCUGGCAAGAGUGGCGGACAGACUUACAUCUGUCAGUCCUGCACCCCCACCCGCUGCCCCUCUAGCACCCCCAGUCCGUUCCAGGCAGAUGUUGGGGUUCCUUGGACACCAUCUCCCAAGCACAGCGGGAAGACAACCCCUGACUCUAUCAAGGACUGGCCGCGGAGGAAGAGGGCGGGGGGCUGCAGCCUCGGGGGCGCUUUGGGGAGGGCUGAGGCCGGCCCCGACCUUUCUGGAGGUGGCUCGCCCGAGCUGGAGGGGGUGUGUCAGCUGCCAGACCAGUCCCCUCCUGGAGCCGGCGCGGUUGCGGAAGCCUCCUCCUGGGGCCAGUUCGGGUUGGGCUCCAGGAAGAGGCUCCUCUCUGCCGAGGAAGAAGCCGAGUGUGAAGCCAAGAGAGCCUGUGACACGCAGAGCGAAGACUCAGACCUUUGGCAGGGCCGGGAGCGGUCUCCACGCGCGGGCCUGCAGCAGCUCCCGCCCUCUGGGGACGACGAGGUGUGCGCUUCAGGUCCCACCCCACCUCCCGGCUGUGCGGUGCGGGGCUGCCUGUCAGCCCGGGGGCUCCAGGCUCUGACCCGGUCUCCUCUGCUGUUCCAAGGGAAGACGCCCUCUUCUCAGUGCAGAGACGCCGCAGAUGAAGAUUUGGAUGUAUUUCCCGCCACAGCAGAGGACUCUCCUUUCAGCCGAGCAUUUUCCCGGACACGCCCGGUCAGCAGAACGUAUUCACGGAAGAAGCUGAUUAGCUAG
This is a messenger RNA of Molossus molossus (Pallas's mastiff bat), 4707 nucleotides long. It is a transcript of the gene TICRR, whose product is annotated as TOPBP1 interacting checkpoint and replication regulator. Gene Ontology annotation, cellular component: nucleus. The transcript is spliced from 23 exons. The record is from RefSeq and is a predicted model, not a curated record. Gene Ontology annotation, biological process: mitotic DNA replication checkpoint signaling; regulation of DNA-templated DNA replication initiation; DNA replication. The coding region runs from base 1 to 4707 and encodes 1568 amino acids. Lineage: Eukaryota; Metazoa; Chordata; Mammalia; Chiroptera; Molossidae. Gene Ontology annotation, molecular function: chromatin binding.